AUGCGCGAGUUCAAAGUGGUCGUGCUGGGCUCGGGCGGCGUGGGCAAGAGCGCCUUGACCGUGCAGUUCGUGUCUGGCCGGUUCAUGGAGAAGUACGACCCGACCAUAGAGGACUUCUACAGGAAGGAGAUCGAAGUCGACAGUUCGCCAUGCGUAUUAGAAAUACUGGACACUGCUGGCACCGAACAGUUUGCCAGUAUGCGCGACUUGUACAUAAAGAAUGGACAGGGUUUUGUUGUCGUGUACAGCUUGACUAACCAUCAGACCUUCCAGGACAUUAAACCCAUGAAGGAGCUCAUCACCAGGGUGAAAGGAUCAGAGCGAGUGCCCAUAUUGCUGGUUGCAAACAAAAUCGAUUUAGAACAUCAACGUGAGGUUCCAACGAUUGAGGGAAACACUUUAGCCCAGAUCUGGGGCUGUCCGUUUGUCGAGGCAAGUGCCAAGAACCGUACCAAUGUCAAUGAAGUGUUUGCAGAAAUUGUGCGAGAAAUGAAUUUCAGCAAUGACAAAGAGAAGAAGAGUUAUUGUUGCUGUACAGUUCUAUAA
This is a messenger RNA of Macrosiphum euphorbiae (potato aphid), 546 nucleotides long. The record is from the annotation of a GenBank genome assembly. NCBI's taxonomy places the organism in Eukaryota, Metazoa, Arthropoda, Insecta, Hemiptera, Aphididae.